AUGUGGACGGCAGGAAAACGAACUAUCUUUGGACGCUCAAACAAACCCAUGGCUCACUGGUUGGACAGAGCUGCUCCCGAGACCAGUCCAGAAAUGAUCCAAUCAGUGAAAUCAUUUAUCAACGUGGCUGUUAUAUUUGGUCCACUGGUACGCUCAAACAAACCCAUGGCUCACUGGUUGGAUAGAGCUGCUCCAGAGACCAGUCCAGAAAUGAUCCAAUCUGUGAAAUCAUUUAUCAACGUGGCUGUUAUAUUUGGUCCACUGGUGUUCUUCUGGGCUCUUUUUGAUCAGCAGGGUUCAACUUGGGUUCUUCAAGCUCGCCGUUUGGAUGGGCGUAUCGGCUGGAUCACCGUACUGCCCGAACAGAUCAACAUCCUCAACCCGCUUAUUGUUAUUAUCAUGGUGCCCAUUUUUGAGGCAUUCAUCUACCCAAUGGCAAGGAAGUUCUUCCACGUAACACCACUCCGAAAGAUGGCACUCGGUGGUCUUCUAACUGCUACAGCAUUCAUUAUGGCUGGUCUCCUUCAAGUAAGAACUUUAACUAUACCAAUUUCAUUGUCACAGAAAGAAAUGUCCUCUCUACUCAGGAAAAAGUCAGCCGAGUAA
Strongylus vulgaris is the source of this 606-nucleotide messenger RNA. Lineage: Eukaryota; Metazoa; Nematoda; Chromadorea; Rhabditida; Strongylidae. The record is from the annotation of a GenBank genome assembly.